Molecule: messenger RNA, 2239 nt
Organism: Aspergillus alliaceus
Lineage: Eukaryota; Fungi; Ascomycota; Eurotiomycetes; Eurotiales; Aspergillaceae
Product: alpha-mannosyltransferase
Exons: 1
Coding region: 484-1959 (491 amino acids)
Biological process (GO): mannan biosynthetic process
Cellular component (GO): Golgi apparatus
Molecular function (GO): alpha-1,2-mannosyltransferase activity
Source: RefSeq, a predicted model, not a curated record
UUUUUUUUUGGAAUUUCGAUCGAUGUAUACUCAGGACAGGAUAUAUCAGAUCACCCAAGUUUAGAGAUUGGGACCGUUGAAGACAAACAACCGACACUUGGGUCGAGAAGAUCGCCGGCUUCUGAAGCUUCAGUAAGAAUUUCAAUACAUUGAAAAGCUUGUCAUCCACUUGUCGAGUGCUAGCUAUUGCGACAGUCGCUGCCUCGGCCACUUCGGAUCGACACCCUCCGUUGGCCUUUUGAAAGACCUCCUGAUCUCGGUCGGAACCACCGAGUAUUGGACCUCAUUGCUGUCGACAUCGCCUGUCAUGCUGAUUAUGCUGCUGGCUAGGACUGUUUUAAUUUGACAUCAGCAAUUGGGAGGAGAUAUCUCAAGUGUUCAAACCUGUGUUCGCGCCACCGGGUCAACAUAAAUAGUCCCCAUUGUAGCUUUUUCAACGGUAUACUCUGCCUAUCAAUUGCAACCGACUAUCAAACAAUAGCAAUGUCAAUCUUCCGGCCCGGUCGGCUGAGGACUGUCCUCUCAGCAACGGCUGCAUUAAUUCUCAUUUGUACUUUUUAUUUUUAUUGGACUCCGCCUCCUGUUUCGACGGUUCCUAGCACUGCCUUUGAGGUCCCUCUCACAGAACGUCAGAUUGCUUUUUGGAAAGUGUUCAGGUCAAUUUUAGAUGCACACGCUCCGAAUUGCCCUUCUCCCACGCUCCGCGAUCGUGUGAGUGCGGUUCAUUUCAAUGCUACAACUGUUGAUCCGCGUCCUGACUUCAUUCUUCUUGGGGAGAGUGAGGUCAGAGCGAUGGAAGAAGCACAUGCAAAUUAUCUCGAUGCUAUCAGGGCCGCAAGGAAAUUGCGUCCUGUUCAUUCUCCUGGGACACGGGGUCUAGUCACGACCGCCGGGGGUUCCUAUCUUCCCGUAUUUCUGUCGUCCUUGCGGAUGCUGCGCCGUACGGGGUCAACCUUACCCGUGGAAGUGUAUAUGAAGGAUGCAGGCGAAUAUGAGAAAGGUAUCUGCCAGGAUGUCCUCCCGGACAUGGGUGCACGGUGCCUGAUACUGUCUGAUGUUGUAGGAAAGGACGUCAUCCAACAUUACCAACUAAAGGUCUUUGCGGUCCUCUUUUCCUCCUUCGAGGAAGUUGUUUGGAUGGAUGCCGAUUGCUUUCCAUUGGACAAGCCCGAAAUAUUGCUCAACCAUGAGCCGUUCAUAUCCACUGGCUUGGUAACCUGGCCCGAUUUCUGGGCGUCCUCGGUUUCUCCAGCGUAUUACAACAUCUCUCGGCAACUGAUACCAUCGAUGACAGAGAGGCAAUCAUCGGAGACCGGCGUCUUCCUUGUAUCGAAGAAGACCCAUUAUGUCACAAUGCUCCUUGCUGCGUAUUAUAACUACUAUGGACCGUCGCAUUACUUCCGCCUAUUGUCUCAAGGUGCACCUGGCGAGGGUGACAAAGAAACGUUCCUGCAAGCUGCCACAGCCGUGGGUGAACCUUACUAUGCAGUUAGUGAGAGAGUUCAAGCGCUCGGUCAUCACAGACCCGAUGGCUUUUCUGGCUCGGCUAUGGCACAAUCGGAUCCAAUCGGAGACCACGCGUUGACAAGUGAAGGCAAAUGGCGAGUUCAGGAUCCUUCGGUGGACAAGCCUCCUCGUGUAUUCUUCGUUCAUGCCAAUUAUCCCAAGUUCAACCCUGCUGAGGAUGUCUUCGGGGCGAACUGGGAAACCGCACCCACCCUUCGACCGGAUGGAACGGAGGGGCGCGCAUGGACUGCUCCAGAAGACGUCCUGCGCCGUUUUGGACUUGACAUCGAGAAGGCCUAUUGGGAGGAGAUCAAAUGGGUCAGCUGCAAUCCUGAUAUUAAAUUCAAGACGUGGGAAGGCAAAGUGGGUAUAUGCGAGAAAGUUGAGAGCUAUUGGAAUACCGCCUUUGCGGAACCGCACGAGGACGACCCUAAAUUUGUUGAAGAAGGCUAGGUUGGCCCCAUUGAAUGGUCCCUCGCUCCAAGUCAACUUUGGUACAAUCCGCAGCCACUUGCUGUAGUAUUCAGCUUAAUGAUCCGUGCCACGGACGCUGACAUAAAACCCCAACCCCCCAUGGCUGCACCGUGGCUAUAAACAGAGAGAAGUACCUGAGAUUCCAGGUAGAGAGCACGCUGAUUACGAGACAACGACCUAGCCAAUGGCAAGACGUAUAUAUAGAUCCCAUCCCAUACCAUUCUUAAUGUUGCAUACUGGCAAAGGAUAUAGAAACAAA